AUGGCUUGCGUAGGCCGUAUAGCUCUCGAUGAUGAAAAGAAGAAACUGAUCAACACAUUAUAUAUCACACAGCAACCCAACCAAGAUGCCCCUUAUAGAUUUGAACCGGGUCAUACAGCAGAUUUAGAGUCUAUUAUAAAACAAGAUGAUAAAGAUACCAAAAACUUGGUGAUGUGUCAUGGAUAUGGCGCUGGUCUAGGAUUUUUCUAUAGAAACUAUCAGCAACUAUCUCAAGUGCCCGGAUGGCGAAUAUUCUCGAUCGAUUGGCUUGGUAUGGGCAAUAGUUCACGGCCGAAAUGGACAAUUGCCAGAAAGUCAAGCCAAACGUGGGAUGAUGUUGUUGAUACAGUAGAAGACCAUUUUGUAGAAUCAUUAGAGGAUUGGAGAAAUAAAGUAGGUAUCAACAAGAUGACAUUAUGUGGUCACUCCAUGGGCGGCUACUUUGCUACAUGCUAUGCUUUAAAAUAUCCUGAACGAGUAGAGAAAUUGAUUCUUGUGUCUCCAGGUACGUUGAUAGAUAUCCAUCCAAUUAUUUCAUUAUUCACCUUUUUAUGUUUAGCUGGAAUACCCAUACCUCCUCCUGAGGCAGUUACAAAACCCAAUAAGAAUCCACAAGAAACUGUUCAACAGGAAGCAGAUGAGAUAGGUGCUGCCUAUCAAGCUGAAACAGCAGCUGUCGAAAAUAUUGCAAAGCAACAGGGAGUCCCCAACAAUAAGAAUCCACCAAGAAGGAUCCCCGCAUGGGCCACUUAUCUUUGGAAUAACAAUAUUACACCAAUGAGCAUUAUCCGUAUGACAGGUCCCUUUGGUGCAAGAUUAGUACACAACUAUACAUCAAGGCGAUUUGCUCACCUUACUGAGGCAGAACAACAUGACUUUUAUGAUUAUCUAUACAAUAUUACUUCAUCUACUGGAUCUGGAGAAUUCGCACUAGCAGCUAUUCUGGCGCCAGGUGCUUAUGCUCGAAAACCAUUAUUUCAUAGAUUGGCCCAAUUGAAGAUGCCUACAGUAUUCAUAUAUGGAGAACAUGACUGGAUGGAUUAUAAGGCAGCAGAGGAAGCUAAAGAACACAUGAAGGUGCCUGCUAAAGUAAUUCGAAUUGCAAAUGGAGGUCAUCACAUGUAUUUGGAAAACCCAAAAGACUUUAAUAGAAUAUGUUGUGAUGAAAUGUCUAAAUAA
This is a messenger RNA of Rhizopus microsporus ATCC 52813, 1179 nucleotides long. RefSeq names its product alpha/beta-hydrolase. The transcript is spliced from 2 exons. Lineage: Eukaryota; Fungi; Mucoromycota; Mucoromycetes; Mucorales; Rhizopodaceae. The record is from RefSeq and is a predicted model, not a curated record. Bases 1 to 1179 code for a protein of 392 amino acids.